CCCAGCCAACACUCCAGUCAGAGAUCUGUUGAAUGACCUCGCUUCGUCGGCUCAUUCAAUCUACCGCACCGCCCUUGCCUGCAUUUUGCCGAUCCGAACCACCGGAUAGAAACUGGUCGAUCGAUAUCAAGCACUUGAAACAACAUGCAGCCAGCAGUUCAGCAAGCUCGGUUUGGAGCUGCAGGCAUCCCCGUCGUUUGCCCGUUGGCAGAGUCUCAAGCUCGCGCUGGAAGGACUGCUGGCGAUUCGGAGAGAAAUGCUCCGCAGCUACGCUCGGCUCGGGGAGUUUGCCAGCAAUCCAGCCGACUUUGGCGCCAUUGUGAGCAUCAUUGAACCCUUGAAGCAGAUGAUUGUCGAUCUCGAUUUUGACGAAUAUCUCGGGGAGCUGUCCGAAACACUCAAACUGGAGCUGGAUAUCCUCCAGUCGCUCUGUCGAGCACAGGACGCCCUUUACGAUAUGGACUUCAAAUCCUCGACCCUCGAUAUGUAUGCCGCACGAACAUCCCUUGCCCGAUGGAUGGACAAGCUCGGGCUGCAAGCGUCAAGCAACAGCAAGGAGCAUCGAGUCCUCAUGUGGCUGAGUGUUUUUGCCUCGGCCACGCGGUGGAAGUUUGACUGCUACUUUUAUCGACUACUGAAGAGCAGCGACUCACUGACGUCAAAGUCAGCCACAUCAAUCGAGGAUAAGCAUGUCGAGGCACUGUCGUUCCGAUCUAUACUGUCGAGCCAGUGCUUGAACCUCCCCCUCAGCAACCUUUCGUUCAUUUAUGUGAUCCCUGCCGGAGGGUCGUACUUCAAAGACGGGUAUACGUGUCGGGGACGCGACUCGUAUGAGCAACUGCGCGGCAUUCAGUCGUUUCCUGCGAUCUUGAGUUAUCCCGAGGACACCCCACCAAUGUCGCAUUGGCCAAACAUCAUUGGUGUGUUCCAGGAUCACUUUGAACUGCGGUAUCUGGAGGGGCAGUCUCGCCCGAUCCUGGUGCAGCGGACAGUGCAGCAGCGCCCGAUGCUUGGGUCAAACUUUGCAAAGCUUGCGUCGCGGUCACAGCUGGCUUCGAGCGGGCUUGUUCAGUUCUACGACGAGGCGGUGGAUGUGACCUACUGCAUGCACAAAAUGGAUCGAUUCCUGGCUGCAGUCAUCAUCUACCAAGGACGCGUAUCCAACACCGACGUCAUGGCGCGAACGCUGGCGCUGUUCACGCUUCUGGCAGAGAAGCUGCAGCUGACCGAUGUGUUGCGAGUGUUGAAGUAGCAGUGGCCUCCUCUGGUACGGUAAUAAACGACUUCAUUCACGGCCUGGGGUAC
Polychytrium aggregatum is the source of this 1305-nucleotide messenger RNA. RefSeq lists its product as uncharacterized. The transcript has 6 exons. Lineage: Eukaryota; Fungi; Chytridiomycota; Chytridiomycetes; Polychytriales. Gene Ontology annotation, cellular component: KICSTOR complex. Gene Ontology annotation, biological process: cellular response to glucose starvation; negative regulation of TORC1 signaling; cellular response to amino acid starvation. The record is from RefSeq and is a predicted model, not a curated record. Bases 257 to 1252 code for a protein of 331 amino acids.